Molecule: messenger RNA, 2860 nt
Organism: Amyelois transitella
Lineage: Eukaryota; Metazoa; Arthropoda; Insecta; Lepidoptera; Pyralidae
Exons: 2
Coding region: 70-411 (113 amino acids)
Source: RefSeq, a predicted model, not a curated record
UACAAUAUGACUCAGUACCCAAACGACUUUAGCAUCAAACAUAACCUAAAAUAAAUUAAGACUGUUGAAAUGAAGAGCGUUGUAGUUCUUGUGUGUUUAUUAGUGAUCGCAGUGCAAAUAAAUGAAGCAAAAGAUCUAGUUUUAGGUACGAGAGUCAAUAAUCUCCUAAUAUCCACUGAAAAACUCGUCGUUAAAGGAAUACCACUAUUUAGAAGAGAUAAAGAUUAUGUGUAUAUUGAUUCCAAGCAAAGGCUUAUUAAGGGCAUCAUCGCCAGAGACCUCUCGCGGACAGAUGCAGAAGUGACAGUCACAUCGGGGGGAGUAGGAGCAACCAAUGUGACGCUACAUUUCAAGAGUGGAAGAGGGGACGGGCUUAAUUACCUCAUACUCAUAUUUAGUCAGAAUAGUUAACUAUUAAAAGAAAAAAGUGAGAACUGAAUACAGUACUUCUUGGGACUGAAUUAACUCAUUAUUAUUUUAUUAUUUAGUCGGUAUUUAGAGCACUUGAAGCAAGCAAGUAUCUGUGAAAUGCCGUGAGAUCAUAAUGUAACACACACAAUUGACACCACUUUUGUCUCUUACGAGGUAGGCAAAGUCACAAGAUUCGAAGGCCAUGUUUAGAUGGACAUAGUGACAGGUUGCUGUACCAUUCUUUAACAGAAGAAUCCCAAUUUUAAGAGCACUUUGCAAUAAUAUAUUUGCCCAAGAGUCAGAUUAAUUCACCAAAGUUAAAUUAGUCAAUAAAUAACUUUAUGGGUAUAAAUACAUAAAAGGUAUCCGCCCACGAAUUUACCUACUUACAAUCAACAAAUUACAUUAAAUACUUCAAAGCCUAUGUGAAUUUAAUUUAUCGAUUCUCAGAAAUGCACUCAGUUUCUAUCAUGUACUAGAUACAUUUUAUAAACUCAUACUCAUAUGAAACGAAUAUAAAUAUCGUAAUUAAAGGAUAGUAAUAUAAUAAAGCAACUGACAAUUUUUUUCUAUAUUAUAAUAAUAUAAUAUUAUAAUAAUAUAAGGAGAAGCAAUCUCUCAGAUGCUAUGAAACAAGUUAUAUAGUAAUUACGCAAAGCAUUUUUUAUCUGAUCUGUAUUAAAAAAAUAUAAACUGUACUCUUUCUUCCAACUACAAACUAAAACCGUAAACAGUGUAAACAUUUCACAAGCCUAACGAAGUCAAACAAAGUCCCCUGUAUGAUCAAACGAACACAAAUCAAUUUUGGCAAGUCGCGUUGCACUGUGGAAAAAAAAUAAUCAAAGCACAGAAUCGUAACUCAUGUUAGCUAUUAUAUUAUUGUUUGUUUGUAAACUCUUUAUUGCACAUAAAAAUUAAUAUAACAAAUUACAAAACAGUUAUUGGAUUUAGAAGAAUAUGUACAAUGGCGGACUUAUCCCCAAUAGGAUUUCUUCCAGUCAACCAAUUUGUAUCUGUCUUACAACUUCUUUAUAAAUAAUUUCUUUUUUCGAAUCAUAUCCAAUUUUAAAUUUUAUUUUAUUAAAGUCACUUCCGUUUCAAUACAUUUUUUUUUUACAAAACGCAUGUUAAAAUGAAGAUCCCAUAUGGUCUUUAGCUUUGUAAGUGUAUAUGUUUAAACUAAUAGUGUAUUCAUGUCUUUCUUCUAAGUUUAUCUUCGCAUAUUCAUUAAAAUCGCUCCAAAUGUAUUUGAGACAACUGUUUAGAAUAUUAGUAUAGAUGAUAGCAGGCAGUAAUUCUAUGGUCUCUUUAAUGUGUGCCUGUGCUGUGUUUAAACUGAGGGUGACUGGACUAAUGGAGACACUGGCAUUAAGCGGGGCUCGUGCUGGGCCAACAUUGACACAGUGGGGCCCUAAUUAGUUUAAGCCCGUGGCUGGAUCACUCUGCAAUGGAUGUAUGAAUAUUGCAGGAAUGGACACUGGCCGCAAUUUGGCGAGGUCAAGUCAGGUUACUCAUUAAAUCUCCUUUAUAAAGAUGAAUAUUUUUAUUUACUAAACAUACGUGUUGUUUAUGUUUAAUACCUUCUAUUUCACGUCGAUUUGGAAUGAUUCAGAUUAGAAAUAUGUAUUUAAUUUCCUUUUUCCCUACAUUCAACCUUAAUUAAGGCACCAAGAACUUUAAUACUUAAUAUGGAUAGUUUCCCAAAUUUUUAAGUACACUUAGUUUAACAACGCGAAAUGUAUCCGAUUACUACAAUCCAAAUAGGUUCUCGCACAGAUCGACAGAAAAGCUGACUAUAAUGAACUGAAAGAAAGUUCGAUUAAAAUUUUCGCAUCGAAAGCAUUUGAUAAUAACAAGUUUUUUUAAUACUAUGACCACCAUUUUUGUUAGUACUAAAGAUUUGAUGUAAACUAUAAGCAACACUUAACUGAGAUAUUUUGUUUUGCUAUUGGGUUUUACCAUAUUUAUCACUUUCAUUAGCUUCCAUUUUAUUUAUAAAAAAAAUUAAAAUAAGUAUGUUUUCUUUAUGUUGACCUGACGUCAAGAGUAUCCGAAACCGCUGAGCUUGCAUGAAGAGAAUUAUUAAUGUAGAUGAAGCAAAGAAAUUUUGCAGAGAUCGUGGCAAGUGGAAAGAUGUAGUGCCUGCCUCUCCGGGAAAAAGCCGUGAUUUUAUGUAUGAAUGUAUGUUCUUUGUGUAAAACUGUUUUUAUUCCACAAGCACCUCAUCGUCCAAGUGCAUAAAAAUGCAAUGUCCAUCCAGGCUUGCUACAUCGUUGCCCGGUGCCGGCGGCCAGCGGGGCGCCUUUUUAUCUGGGGAUCAGAAACCACGGGGUUAUUACAAUUUUACUCUGCUCCCGUUAUGCUAUAGGAUGAUUUAUUUUCAUUUAUUUAACCUUUGUAGUACAUCUGGGAAGUCCUAUCAAAUGGUUAAGUAAAUAUUUUAAGACUU